This is a messenger RNA of Quercus robur (English oak), 2105 nucleotides long. Its product is annotated as protein NRT1/ PTR FAMILY 2.11-like. Gene Ontology annotation, cellular component: plasma membrane. Gene Ontology annotation, molecular function: transmembrane transporter activity. The record is from RefSeq and is a predicted model, not a curated record. The transcript has 4 exons. The coding region runs from base 123 to 1904 and encodes 593 amino acids. Lineage: Eukaryota; Viridiplantae; Streptophyta; Magnoliopsida; Fagales; Fagaceae. Gene Ontology annotation, biological process: transmembrane transport.
AAACGCGCAAGGAGAAAACAGUUCAGCACUUCAGUUCCUAGUUCCUACUAGUGCACUAAGCUUGUUAAUAUAUAGGAGUAUUAAGUCACCUCAGAUAACAGAGAGGAAAAGAGAGAGAGAGAAUGGAGAAGAAUGAUAAAGAAACCAUGGAGAAGAACCCGAAAGCUGUUACAACUGAUGAGCCUGAGAUUAAAUACAGAGGAUGGAAAUCCAUGCCAUUUAUCAUAGGAAAUGAAACUUUUGAGAAGCUGGGAGCCAUUGGCACCUUAUCCAACCUCUUGAUCUAUCUUACUACUGUCUUCAACCUGAAGAGCAUUACAGCUACAAAUAUUAUUAACAUCUUCAAUGGCACAACCAAUUUUUCCACCUUGCUUGGAGCUUACCUUUGUGACACUUACUUUGGUCGCUACAAGACUUUGGGAUUUGCAACAAUUGCCUCUUUUAUGGGAUUGCUAGUGAUACAACUAACAGCAGCAAUCAAGAAGCUCCACCCACCCCACUGUGGAUCAGCAGAGAACACAUGCAAAGGGCCAACAGCAGGACAAAUGGCAUUUUUGCUUACUGGAUUUGGACUACUUAUAGUAGGAGCUGCUGGCAUCAGGCCAUGCAACUUGGCCUUUGGAGCAGACCAGUUCAACCCCAAAACAGAAUCUGGAAAGAGGGGAAUCAAUAGCUUUUUCAAUUGGUACUUCUUUACCUUUACCUUUGCCCAGAUGGUAUCUGUUACACUCAUUGUGUAUGUGCAAUCCAAUGUGAGCUGGGCUAUAGGUUUAGGAAUUCCAGCAAUUCUGAUGCUCAUUGCAUGUGCACUCUUCUUCAUGGGUUCAAAAAUGUAUGUGAAAGUGAAAGCCACUGGUAGUCCCAUGACCAGUGUGGUACAGGUUUUAGUGGUUGCUGUUAAGAGAAGGGGGUUAAAUCCACCAGAACAACCAUCGUUGUCCCUCUUCAACCAUCUGCCAACUAGUUCUAUCAACGCCAAGCUUUCUUACACAGACCAAUUCAGAUUCCUUGACAAAGCAGCAACUGUGACCCCCCAAGACCAAAUUAACCCAGAUGGAUCUUCUGCCAAUCCAUGGAAACUUUGCACAAUGCAGCAAGUGGAAGAAGUGAAAUGCGUGGUGAGAGUGAUUCCCAUAUGGGCUGCAGCCAUCAUAUACUAUAUCGCUAUAGUCCAACAGAAUACUUUUGCAGUCUUUCAAGCCCUUCAAUCCGACAGGCACCUUGGAAACACCAAUUUCCAGAUCCCAGCUGCAUCCUACGUUGUCUUCUUGAUGCUGAGCUUGACCAUUUUUAUACCCAUCUAUGACAGAAUAGUUGUUCCGUUCCUCCGAAAGAUCACGGGAAAAGAAGGCGGCAUCACAAUCCUCCAGAGGAUAGGCAUUGGCAUAUUUCUCUCCGUAAUUACCAUGAUAGUAUCUGCCUUGGUGGAAGAGCGUCGAAGGACCAUAGCUCUAACCAAGCCAACAAUAGGAAUUGUACCAAGAAAAGGUGCAAUUUCCUCAAUGUCAGCUCUAUGGUUGGUUCCUCAACUCGUACUUGCCGGAUUAACUGAAGCGUUUGCUUCAGUUGGCCAAGUUGAAUUCUACUACAAGCAAUUCCCCGAGAACAUGAGAAGCAUUGGAGGGUCUCUUUUCUACUGUGGCAUGGCAGGUUCAAGUUAUUUGAGUAGUUUCCUGAUAUCAAUAAUUCAUCGGACCACAAGGGAGGCUGCAACCGGAAAUUGGUUACCAGAAGAUCUUAACAAGGGAAGAUUGGAUUACUUUUAUUACACAAUAGCUGCUCUGGGGGUAUUGAACUUUGGCUACUUUCUAGUAUGUGCGAAAUGGUAUAAGUACAAAGGGGUUAGCAAGGAUACCCUUGAAGUCAACCUAGGAUCUACACUACCUCAAAAAACUACUGUUUGAUAAUCAAGUUCAUUGGUAAUCAAAUUCACUCUAGGCUCCCAAUUCAUGUAUGAACCAUAUCACACGGCAAUAUUAUACAGUAGUAGGCUAUAUAGUACCUAGAAUAACGUCCUUGCUGUUUGGAAUUUGUAUGAUGAUGCAUUAUGCAGUAGCUUUGUGUAGGACCAAACGAGAGGAUACAAAUUCCCCUGUUCUUUUGAA